AGUUAAUCUAUUCCUCCCCACCGUCCAAAAAUGUUCGCAGCUCGCACGGCAGCGCCGCCACUCCUUCUUCACUUCCACUCUUUACCUUGCCGCGUCCUUCCAUUAAUUCCACUCCGCAACUUUCUCUCAGCCGCUCAUUGCCGGAGAUCGGUCCGUUUAUCGGCAGCUAUGGCCGGAAUUUUAUCCCCUCGUGCAGCAUCGCCACCAGUGCACGUGUCUGGCACGUGGUACUCCGUUCCGGAGCUCCGUCUCCGGGACCAUCACUUCUCUGUGCCUCUCAAUUACUCUCUAAAUCAGGCUUCUUGUACUAGGAUCUCCGUUUUUGCGCGGGAAGUUGUUUCAGUGGGAAAAGAGGAUCAACCAAUGCCAUACCUUUUGUUCUUACAAGGUGGACCCGGAUUUGAGUGUGCACGACCAACGGAAGCUAGUGGAUGGAUACAAAAAGCAUGUGAAGAAUUUCGUGUUAUACUGAUGGAUCAGCGAGGAACAGGAUUAUCAACUCCUUUAACUCCAUCAUCCAUGUCACAAUUUCAAAGUUCAGAUGACUUAGCCAACUACUUGAAACAUUUUCGAGCUGAUAACAUAGUUAAUGAUGCUGAAUUUAUUAGGACUCGUCUUGUUCCUGAUGCUGCACCUUGGACCAUUUUGGGUCAGAGCUACGGCGGUUUUUGUGCAGUUACGUAUUUGAGUUUUGCACCACAAGGAUUGAAGCAAGUUCUCAUAACUGGAGGAAUCCCUCCAAUUGGGAAUGGAUGCACGGCAGAUUCUGUAUAUAGAGCAUGCUUUGAAAAGGUUAUAAUUCAAAAUGAAAAGUACUACAAGAGGUAUCCACAGGAUAUUGAAAUUGUCCGUGAAGUUGUGAAAUACUUGGCCGAGAAUGGAGGCGGGGUUCUUCUUCCCUCUGGUGGUAUCUUGACACCCAAAGGACUGCAAACUCUUGGUCUUUCUGCUCUGGGAACUAGUACAGGUUUUGAGCGCUUGCACUAUCUGUUUGAGAGAGUUUGGGAUCCUAUAUUAGUUCGUGGAUCACCAAAACGAAUUAGUUUUUUCUUCCUCAAUGCAAUUGAUAACUGGCUCUCACUUGAUUCAAAUCCUCUAUACGUUCUCUUGCACGAAACAAUAUAUUGCCAGGGAGCCUCAUCUCGUUGGUCUGCUCAAAGAAUAAAGAAUGAAGUGGAAAACAAAUUCGAUGCAAAUAAAGCUGUAAAAGAAGGAUGUGCCGUGUAUUUCACUGGAGAGAUGAUCUUCCCAUGGAUGUUUGACGAAAUACAUGCCUUGAGACCAUUCAAAGAUGCAGCGCAUAUAUUAGCUGAUAAGGAGGAUUGGCCUCCUCUAUAUGACAUCGCUGCUCUUAAAAAUAACAAGGUUCCGGUGGCAGCUGCAGUGUAUUACGAAGAUAUGUUUGUGAACUUCAAACUGGCCAUGGACACAGCUUCCCAAAUAGCAGGAAUAAGGUUAUGGGUUACUAAUGAAUUUAUGCAUUCUGGUCUGCGUGAUGCAGGGCCCCAAGUUCUUGAUCACUUGAUGGGAUUAUUAAAUGGAAAAAAGCCUUUAUUUUGAGGUUUUUUUUUUUUCUUCUCAUCUUUGUUAUUUUUCUUCAUUAUCAUUGGAUUGAGUUCAUGUUAUUCUCUCCUUAAUAAGCUUGUUAUUUGUUAAUGGAUGAGAUUAGGAGAUUGUAAACUGGUUAAUCCUUUCUCCUAAUAAGUUUUUUCCCCCCAUUAA
Cucumis sativus (cucumber) is the source of this 1722-nucleotide messenger RNA. RefSeq names its product proline iminopeptidase. The record is from RefSeq and is a predicted model, not a curated record. Lineage: Eukaryota; Viridiplantae; Streptophyta; Magnoliopsida; Cucurbitales; Cucurbitaceae. Gene Ontology annotation, biological process: proteolysis. The transcript is spliced from 10 exons. Bases 31 to 1560 code for a protein of 509 amino acids. Gene Ontology annotation, molecular function: peptidase activity.